Messenger RNA from Hippoglossus stenolepis (Pacific halibut), 5285 nucleotides. It is a transcript of the gene plekhm1, whose product is annotated as pleckstrin homology domain containing, family M (with RUN domain) member 1. Bases 239 to 3502 code for a protein of 1087 amino acids. The record is from RefSeq and is a predicted model, not a curated record. The transcript is spliced from 12 exons. NCBI's taxonomy places the organism in Eukaryota, Metazoa, Chordata, Actinopteri, Pleuronectiformes, Pleuronectidae.
UGGGUUCAGUCGGACGGCUCGGAAACCGCCUCACGUCAAAACAAAUCGCGGCUAACGCAGGUUUUCCGGUGUUUUCCGGUGUUUUCGUACGCAAAGCGAUGGAGAGCGACUGUUCGCACCGACCCCGCUGCUGAGGUCCCGGCCGUGCACGGGGAGACACGCGGGGGGGGGGACGUCAAGCUCGGUCCUGAGCUCAGCUAGCUAUCGUGCCAUGUGGGAGUAGCUCCCCGGAGGUGCCAUGCUCGCCACACAGAUGCCAGACACGCCACCUGAGGCCAAAGAUGUCAAACAGAUUAAAGAGAAGCUGGCGCAGUCACUCAAGGCCCUGCAGAAGCGUUUCGUGACGUCAGACGCAGUCGUAACCAGCGAGGAUGCCGACGCUAACCUGCUCUGCUGCGCCCUGGAGGCCAUCUUCAUCCACGGUAUCAAGAGCAAGUACAUCCGCUCCGAGACUGGGGGGCGAACCAGGAAGGGCGGCCGGGCUCCCCUCCCUCAGCCCUUCUUCUGGAGCCUCCUCAAGACCGUCACCCACCGCGAUGUCAUCACAGAGCUGGAGAAGAUCAGCUUCGUAGGCACGGACGUGGGUCGCUGCCGAGCAUGGCUGCGGCUGGCGCUCAACCACGGCCUGUUGGAGUGCUACCUGGCGUCGCUGUUCCGGGAGGACUCCAAGCUGCGGGUGCAUUAUCAGCCCAGUGCCUUGCUCCUGAACACCGAGGAGCGGGACGUUCUGCUCAGCUACCUCCAGGGUCUGGCCUCACUCACAUUCAGCCUGUCUUACAAGUCCACCGUCCUCAACGAGUGGACCACCACGCCUCUGGUUCUCGCUGGACUCUGCCCCUUCUCCCAGGUGGACACACCUGACCUGACGCUUAACGGCGGGGACCAUCCCACCUCCAGGUCCCUGUGUAAGGAGUCGUGGGAUACAGUGUCUCAGUCAUCCAGCUCAUCGGAUGCUCAGGAUACACAGAGAGGGUGUCCAGUGUUGUUUGUGGGGCGGGGGUCAGGUGAUUUACAGGGGGGUCGGACUGCACUCAACUCUUCUAAUCUCAGUCUGGACACCACAGGCUCCUCUCAGCUCUCCUCCAGCUUGAGCUCCGACAGCCUCCUGCAGGGGCAGGACCCCCGCAGCCCGACAGGAGAGCCAUGGUCCUCAUGUGACCUGGACAUAUCCAAUCACAUCAGCACCAAGAGACCACAGAAAGAUUUGCUGACUGAGUUUCGGGAGAGCGGACAGGGCAGUCAGGACUCCAUGCGCGAAGACACUUCCUUUGUCUCAAGCACGGGUCCGGAUCAGUUUUCGGAGACGGCUGUCUUCAGUGGCUCCGACGGCGAGACCCAGGGUCCUGCGACGCCGUCACAAGACCUGAAAGACCAGCCGCUCAUUCUCUCUCAUUCAGAGCCACCACCAACUUCCCCUGAUUCGCCGUCAUCCGAUGAUAACCAUGUCUGCAAAACGGCCUCUGACGCGUGCGAUGAUACCUCCAACGAGUUGCACUUGGACACUGACACAGAGGAGGUGAAUACAGCUGAUGUGAAUACAGCUGAUGUGAAUACAGCGGAUGUGAAGGAGAGCAGUGCGUCUGUUCAGAAAGAGAAAGAAGUAGAGAGCUCAGUGAAGAGCAGCUCGGAGCCGUCACUGCAUCCGGGGCCACGUCGCUCUUCCAGCAUCCUGAGCAGGACGUUGUCCACAGAUUCUCUGUCACAUUCCCGUUCCUGGAUCUCCGAGGACGACAUCUACAAGCCCCAGCUGGAGGAGGUGUCUGAUCAGGACGAGGCGCCUCCAGCCGCUCUUACGCCUGAGCCCAAGGUCUCCCAGUCCCCUCCCAGUGUCGUCCAUCGCAGACAAAUAGGACUGUCCAACCCGUUUCGUGGCUUGCUGAAGCUCGGCCAUCUCGAGAGACGAAGUGCGAUGGGGUUGUGGCGAGACUAUUACUGCGAGCUGUCCCCCUUUGAGUUCCGCCUGUAUUUCAACGCCGAGGAGCGGACCUGCACUGACAACUGCUCCCUGGUCCGGUGUGAGGACGCUCGCGUCACCUUACCCGAGGGCCGCUUCGAGUUGGCCUUUCCUGGGAAGCGACUGUACCUCCGAGCGGCCAAUCGUGACGAAGCUGAGGACUGGGUGGACCGGAUCGCGGAGGCCGUCAACAAUAGCCGGCCAGCACCUUGUGCCAAUGAGCAGUGGGAGGUGCUACAACCGUACACUGAGAAUGGUGUAGAUGAACGCACGCUUUCAUCCACGUCCUCCACGCCCUCCAGCCCUGAGAGAGGGAUAGUACACCCGGACACUAGGACUUGCGGAGGCCUGGAGGCACCUCCUCCUCUACAGGAGUUCGACUGGACUCGGACGGCUGAUUUAGAAACGGACGCCAUCAAAGAAGCCGUUUUGUACUUCUCCACAGAUGCUGAAGCUCGGACUUGGGCACCUCUGAUCUUCUCCCUCUCGUUAGAGACGCUGAAAGGCUUCCGGAUACAAGACGGGAGAAAGUUUCUGCAGCUGAACACCACCAUUGAGGAAAUUCGGGAUGUGGUGCCUGACGUCUCCCUGGGAGGUCCGGCCUUUUUCAAACUCUUGACCGUGAAGGAUGCGCUGAGACUCAGGGCAGAGAGCGCGGAGGAGGCUCGCUCUUGGAGGGUUUUGAUCCGUGGAGCUCUGGACUCUUACCUGGAGAGUGGCGAGGACGAUGGCUGCGUGCAGCCCGGUGCAGUGGGGGUGACUGGGAACCUCCACAGGCUGGUGCAGCACAGGUUGAAGGAAGAUGGAGCACUUCUAGUUCAUCUCUGCGCCGUGCCCUCGGAGAAGGGUCUGGACUCUCAGAGCUUCAAAUGUGCAGGAUGUCCUCAGAAGAUUGGUCCGUCCCUGGGCAGAGCCAGGUUGUGUGAGUUCUCAGGCCAGUACUACUGUGACUCCUGUCACCACGGCGACACCACCAUCAUCCCCUCACGCAUGGUGCACAACUGGGACCUCACACAGCGAGAGGUGUCUAAGAAGGCCCUGCGGCUGCUGUCUCAGGUGGAACACGAGCCUCUGCUCAACCUGGAGCAGCUAAACCCCGAGUUAGUGAAGCACUCCGGGUCCAUGGCUCAGACCCACAACCUGCGGCAGCGACUGCGUCUCCUCGGCGACUACCUGCUCACCUGCCGCAGCGGAGCCUACAAGAAGCUCCAGGCCAGAAUGGGUCAGCGAACGUACCUGCUGGAGUCGAGCCAUCUGUACAGUGUCGUCGACCUGCAAGAGAUCGCAGAGGGCCAAUACGCAAUCUACCUGAUGACUCUGCUGCAGUUUGCCUCCAGCCACGUGUUUCAGUGUGACCUGUGCACGCAGCGCGGCUUCAUCUGUCAGAUUUGCCACGCACACGACACCAUCUUCCCCUUCCAGUUUGACAGCACCACCAGGUGUAUAGAUUGUAAAGCUGUGUUCCACCUGGCAUGUAAAGCUCCGGGGAGCUCGUGUCCUCGCUGUCAGCGAAUGGAGAAAUACCGGGAGAGGGAUCUUCAGGACUGAGCGCAGCCGGCAGCACGGCGACCGGCGGCUCGCCAACUUCUUCAGGAAGCCAGACGGCCGCUUGUGGGGAGAAAAACUAAAUCUAGCUUUUACAUGAAGUAACCUCAAGUGCAAUUAUGAGUGCGAUUAACCCGCCCUAACUGACCUUAAAACCAAGGGUGGUGCAAGAGCCUCGGUGCCACAGUAGCCAGAGUCUUGUGCUGAUUGACGGGGACACUGACCUGUCCUGAGACAUCAGAUCACAAGUGGUGUGGGAUGCAUGUGCUCACACUCUGUUAGCUGUGUGAACACAAAUGUGUUUGAAGCCACAUAUGAAGCACCGCCUACUAAACUGACGUCUUCGGUCCUGCCACAGGUUCACAACGAAUCAAGCUUUCGCCGAUACAGACACACAGUCAUCGGUAGAGAUGUGCUGAUGACAGCCUUGUAAAUACCUCCGAUACGGUUCAAAAUGUCGGGUCGGGCAUCAGCGAGUACAUGAAUCUAUGUGAGAAUCCGAUACCACGUCUUUUAAGUAUAUUAAGCAGCUUUUCCAAUGGUCAAAAAACCCACCAAGCAUCUGGCUUUUAUCUGCAAUGAGAGUUGAUUCGAGCGAGAAGAACAGCGACAUGUACAUUGAAGAGCCACUUCCAUACAGGAUUUGUAGCAUACAGCUGUUAAAAUAUGCAAUAUAAGUUGUUAUUUAUUAAAUGCUCUGGUAUCUGUGAAGGGAAAACUCGAAUCCGAACAUCUCCCUUCAACUUUCUUGAGAGAAAACGGCAUCAUCUGGUCUCAACUAACAGAAAUAACAUAUCAAACUGGAGCCGACCACUUGUGAUCGGAUCUCUCAGGACGGUGAUACGGAGUCUGGCCACUGAGCCUCAUGACGCUGCCGCACUGCAGCCAAAUGUUACUGACUUCAAUACCUCUCUGAAUUCUGAUUCAGCCACGGCAUCAAAAUCCAGGACCGGACGGACGACGGUGAUGUCAAGAAUCGUUUCUGCUGCAUCUUUUUAUUUCCUUUUGUCUUAGUGUGUUGAAAAAAAACAUUCUUAACACCAUCGUGUUUACCACAAAUGCUCUGAAAGACGCGUUUCUCAGCACAGCACAGCAGCGAGGUCGGGUUCCGCACAUGCAAAAUAGCGUAAACAGCUCAUGACCUGUUUGAAUUAACACAUCUCGAUCGUGCCUUCUUUUUAAUUCAAGCUUUACACUACUUUUAGGGCCAAAAAGAAUCACGUAAUCACUUUUCUUUUUCUGAAUCGCCAUAACAUGAAAUUCCACUGCUGCAUUACACAUCUGUCGCCAGGAAGAUUUGGUCUUAAUAUAUUGGUUAGAGAGGUUUAGAGGGGAGAUUUAAAAAUAGUUUUAUUAUGCUGCUUGCUGACAAAUGAAUUAUUAACAAAUUGGCAUAAAAACCUUUUGUUGGUGCAAAUUCUGAUUCAAAACACAUUUUGCAUAUUUGCACUUAGCGCUGACUGUUAAACGGAUAUUUCGACCACAGUUUAGUCGUAACAUCCUCACGUACAUGAAGUGACACCAUGGAAUUGUCUUUUGAUAUUUUCCCGUGCUGCUCAGUUUUAUUUUGGUCUCUUGAGUAUUGGACUCUGAUGUGGAGAGGGAGUUGCAGAAUCAUAUAAUAAUGAGCCAGUGAAGGUUUUCUCAUUGGAUCCAUUUUGAUAUUUGCAGGAGACAGAAUUCUGCGACACUGUUUUUCUCGGUUUGUAUUUUUUUAUUUUCAUCUCAUCAAAUAUGUAAUGUAUAAAUGAUUUUAAGGAAUAAAUGUCAGUGUGUGUCCCUUUCA